GCGGGAUCAAUAAAAAAAGCCUUUGAAAUUCCUCCACUUCCAUCUAUAGUAUCUAGUGACCUUCAGAGUUGAAAUUAGGGUUUCUGAUUGCAGCUGACAGUCCUCUCCAAUGGCCGAUGGCAACGUAACCAUUUCCAUAUUCUCCCCAUUCGACAAUUCCUCAAAGAAAAACGAUUCCAUUACCACCUCAUCGACCAAAAAACCGCUAAAUCUAUGGCCAGGAAUGUACCAUUCGCCAAUGACGAUAGCGCUCUGGGAGACCAAGUCCAGCAUCUUCGAGAGGCUUCUAGACCCUCCAGUCGACGCGCCGCCUCAAACUAAGCUGCUCACGAGAACUCCCGCGCAGAGCAGAAUGGCUAUUCUCUACAAUUUCUCCAGCGACAGCAUAUUGAGGGAGCAGUAUAGGGACGCUUGGAAUGAGGUCAGGAUUGGGAAAUUGCUCGAAGAUCUCGAUGCUUUGGCCGGCACCAUUUCAGUUAAGCACUGCUCCGAUGACGACAGCACUACUCGACCUCUCUACCUGGUGACCGCAUCUGUCGACAAAAUGGUGCUGAAGAAGCCUAUAAGUGUGGACAAUGAUCUGAAGGUAACCGGCGCCGUAGUCUGGGUGGGUCGAUCAUCGAUCGAAAUUCAGCUCGAUGUUACUCAGCCUGCAACAGAGAUGGCCUCGGACGAUUCAGUUGCCUUGACUGCAAAUUUCAUUUUCGUCGCGCGCGAUUACAAGACAGGCAAAUCCGCUCCGGUGAAUCGUCUAACCCCUGAAACUGAACGUGAGAAGUCACUUUACCAAGCAGCCGAAGCCCGGAACAAUACAAGAAAAAGGAAGUUUCGAGAGAACGACCCUGAAGUCGAGAAUGAAUCAACCGAUAGGGUUGAAUCAUUGUUAGCCGAGGGGCGAGUCUUCUGCGACAUGCCUGCAUUGGCGGAUCGGGACAGCAUUCUUCUCAAAGACACCUGUCUUGAGAACUCAUUAAUCUGCCAGCCUCAGCAGAGGAACAUCCAUGGCAGGAUCUUCGGAGGGUUUCUGGUGCACCGGGCGUAUGAAUUAGCCUUUUCGACUGCUUAUACUUUCGCAGGCGUGCUCCCCUCAUUUCUAGAAGCUGAUCAUGUCGAUUUCCUGAGACCAGUGGAUGUCGGAGAUUUCCUGCGCUUCAAAUCUUGCGUGCUGUACACAGAACAACGCUAUGAUAUGGACAAACCACGAGUACAUGUAGAAGUUGUUGCUUGUGUUACAAGCCCCGAACGGAGAUCUAGCGAGGUUUCAAAUAGGUUUCAUUUCACCUUCACAGUUGGAGCGAAAGCAGAUACUGAUGGGGGCAGCAGCAAGAUAAGGAAGGUUGUUCCGGCAACUGAGGAGGAAGCGAAACGAAUCAUUGCUCGGAAGAAGCUGAUUCAUAGUAGCUGAGAAAUGUGUGAAUAACCUUUCACAUAUAUAUAUACACAUAGCGAGUUAGAGAUAAUAUAUAUAUAUAUAUAUAAACGUAUAUAUAUAGUCGCUGUUACGAUUUUGUAUUCUUGCAGUGUGAUUCAAUGUUCAUGUUUGGUCAUGUUAUUCUAUUUCAAGACAGAAAAA
Andrographis paniculata is the source of this 1573-nucleotide messenger RNA. RefSeq names its product acyl-coenzyme A thioesterase 2, chloroplastic-like. Gene Ontology annotation, molecular function: fatty acyl-CoA hydrolase activity. NCBI's taxonomy places the organism in Eukaryota, Viridiplantae, Streptophyta, Magnoliopsida, Lamiales, Acanthaceae. The coding region runs from base 110 to 1405 and encodes 431 amino acids. The transcript is spliced from 5 exons. The record is from RefSeq and is a predicted model, not a curated record. Gene Ontology annotation, biological process: acyl-CoA metabolic process.